This is a messenger RNA of Procambarus clarkii (red swamp crayfish), 2800 nucleotides long. Its product is annotated as chloride intracellular channel exl-1. Gene Ontology annotation, biological process: chloride transport. Gene Ontology annotation, cellular component: apical plasma membrane; cytoplasm. Lineage: Eukaryota; Metazoa; Arthropoda; Malacostraca; Decapoda; Cambaridae. The record is from RefSeq and is a predicted model, not a curated record. Gene Ontology annotation, molecular function: chloride channel activity.
GGCUGAGCUGCGGGCGGCACACCCCAGCCAGUGUUCCUACUCCAGCGGCCGAGGGAGCGGGGCGUCCGCGAUGACAGUGAUUGUACCACCACAGUGACGAGCCGGUUACCACCACCAGGCGAAUGAUUUGAUUAUAUAUCAAAUCCACUACUUUCCUAGGUGCACAUGUGUGAAGAGCAUUCAUAGGCACUACGUCGGAGGUAGUUGUGCAGAGGCUGAAAAGCAUAAAGGUGCAGCUAGAAGGAACUGCAGCAAAGAAGCACAGGUGUGGGCUCAGAGGAGUGGCAGCUCAGAAAACACUAGAGUGAAGCUAGCAGCAAUCUAGGAGGUACAAUAACUGAUCAUGGGGAGCGUAGGCCAGCCACCAGUGGUGGUGGGAGCCACUGCAGCAGCUCGGGAGGAAGUUACUGUCUACAUCAAAGCAGGUGUCGACGGAGAAAGGAUGGGAGCAUGUCCCUUUUGCCAGAGAGUCUUCAUGGUCCUCCUCAUCAAGUCACAACAUAACCUCCUCAGAUUCAAAGUAAUCACGGUUAAUCCAGCCAAGCCUCCACCCGAGUUUAAAGCCCUAGGCCUCAAGCAUGUCCCAGCUCUCAUCCAAGGAGAUGAUGGAUACGAUGCUCUCGAUGAUAUUAUUCAAUAUAUCGACACAAAGUUUCCUGGAGGAGGACUCGAGUACAACAGUCCUGAUGCUGACCUUGCCACUAAAGACUUCUUCUCCAAGUUCUGCUUCUACAUCAAGGCAGUAAAUCAAGAUCCUUCUAAACUAGAUCAGGCUCUAGAGAAGCUUAACAAUUUUUUAGAGAAAUGUACAUUAAUCACUAAUGGUGUAACCAAUGGAGACACAAAUCACCAGCACAAUGGAGAUGAGGAAGAUAAUCACCAGGAAGCUCCCGUACAAUACAUGUGUGGUAACCAUCUAACACAUCUCGACUGCGAGGUUCUCCCAAAACUCCAACAUCUCCGAGUAGCUGCAAAAGCUCUAAAGGAUUACGAUAUCCCAACAAAUCUUCGAGGUUUUUGGAGGUAUCUACAUGCAGCAUAUACUCACCCAGUAUUUGUGAAAACCUGCCCAUGUGAUCAAGAAAUAAUUCUCCAUUGGCAUGACCGACCAGAGACGCCAAAACUAUCACAUAAAAAGCAUUCAGUCAUCGCUAAAGAGAAGCCAAAGUAUUCGUUUGAUGUACCUGUCCGUGCUUCAGUGGUAACAAUAAUAGAUGAAUAAGCCACUAAUUAAUGCAUUUUACAUAGUAUUCAUGCAUGACAAUCCAUGUUCAGUAGGGUACCGAGCCAUUUGUUAAUGUGCAUUGGGAUAUUGCAUAAACAGUAUUAUCUUGACAUGUAUUUAGAAAUAACCCUGAGUACAGAAUGUAGAGUACAGAACUGUACAGCAAUUUUAAUUCUCAAACAAAUUCAGAGCCAAGAAAUGUCAUGGGUGAUAAACAGUGAUAAAUCACCCAUGCCGAGUAAUUGCUGAAGUUACAUCCUGCAUCAUGGAUUUCUAAAAUAUUAUUUAAAUAUUAUUUAUAAAUCAGUGACAAUUAUGAUUUCAUGAUGGGUACCUACACGGUAGUUACUGUACUGUAGUUCUGUACAGAGUACUCCUGUUCAAAUGGACAAAUCUGUACUAGCCUUUUCACAGGAACUAAAGGUCUGUUGCUUCUUUAGUUAUUAUUUUACUACAGAAAUUUAUACAAAUCAUUAUUUUACUUAUAUUAUUGCAAAUGAUAGAACAUAGAAAAAAAACUGUCAAAGUACAGUAUGCAGAAAGCAAAGUGAAUUUGGUCAGCAUGAAAUACUUAUCCAUUUUUAAGCAUAAUCCUAUUUAAGUCUGGUCUAGUGGAUACACUGCCUGCAAUUGUCCAUUAGAACCAAAUGCAAUGAUCAUACUACCAGAAUGGGAUCCAUUACACCUUUCUGGUGUACAAUACAGGUUCAAGAAGUAGUCUACUGUACAUAUUCUGUCAUUAUUCUGCUGAUGUACUUCAUCUCCACAUAUUAAAUAUUGAAUAGAAUAUUAAAACCUUAAUAAUAAUAAUAAUUAAAUCUAUCCGAGUAGGAUCCUACCCAUUAAGACUUGUCACGUUUGAAAUGUCAGAAUAAUUUCUAAAAAGCUGUCACACUCAUUCCCAUUUAAAUUCAGUAGUCAGAAUAUAAAGAUAUGCUUAAGUUAUUGUGCAUAACCUUCUUUGUAAUGAGAUUCAAAUAAUAAUUUCUUGCUAUUUCUCUUAACAGGCAGUUCAAGCCAGUAAAUUAUUGGAACAAUUUAUGUCUAGGAAAUACAGGUACUGUAAAUAAAUAUGAAGUCCAUUAUUUUUUUGUUGGUAUGAUGAAUGAAUGUGGCAGUUCAUGUCUUCAUUUCAUUACAUUUCAUUUCAUUUCGAUGAUGCAAUGUAACAAACUACAAAUGUUAGUUGAAGAAACAUGCCUCCCGACAUGUCAAAGUCAAAUCCAAGACGAGUCUUUAUUUUACUACGGUACAUAAAAGACAAACUGGUCAGUAAACUUAAGAUUUUCAAAAUCGUUUUACACUGUAGUCUAGUCAAUUUUUUUCUUUAAAUGUCGCAUAAGAAUACUAUAUAUUAAACCUCUUGUAUAUCAAACAUCUAUCAUAAGAAAAUGUAAAAAAAAAAUUAAUCUGAUAGUUUUUUUUUAACACUACAAUACUGAAUAUAUUUUUUCCACUUUAUUCAUUGUACAAAUAAAGCAAUGUCCUGCAUUAAAUUUUAAUUACUAUUUUAAGUGAUAUACAGUAUAGUGUUAAGCAAAACACAAAACCCACACAUUAAAGAUGCAAAACGAA